Penicillium robsamsonii is the source of this 1182-nucleotide messenger RNA. Its product is annotated as proteasome regulatory particle lid subunit RPN11. Gene Ontology annotation, molecular function: metallopeptidase activity; proteasome binding; protein binding. Bases 105 to 1109 code for a protein of 334 amino acids. Gene Ontology annotation, cellular component: proteasome regulatory particle, lid subcomplex. NCBI's taxonomy places the organism in Eukaryota, Fungi, Ascomycota, Eurotiomycetes, Eurotiales, Aspergillaceae. The record is from RefSeq and is a predicted model, not a curated record. The transcript is spliced from 4 exons. Gene Ontology annotation, biological process: protein deubiquitination; proteasome-mediated ubiquitin-dependent protein catabolic process.
CCAAGCUACUAGAGACAAAUCGACUUGCUCCGGAGCUUCCAAAUCGCGAUAGCUUCGCCCUCUUUACUCUCGCUUCAUCAAGUCUUGUCGGAUAUCUCUUAACUAUGGAUCGCCUUAACCGGAUGCUCCAGGCCGCUCAAGGCAUGGGGAUGGGAGGCGCUGCUCCGGGUGGUGAUACCCCAAACCUGAUUGAUAACUCCGAAACUGUCCACAUCUCCUCCUUGGCUCUGCUGAAGAUGCUACGACAUGGCCGCGCCGGUGUGCCGAUGGAGGUCAUGGGCCUGAUGCUGGGCGAGUUCGUUGAUGAAUACACAGUUCGAGUAGUGGACGUCUUUGCUAUGCCCCAGAGUGGCACUGGCGUCAGUGUUGAGGCAGUGGACCCCGUGUUUCAAACUAGAAUGAUGGAAAUGCUCCGACAGACGGGACGACCAGAAACCGUCGUUGGAUGGUAUCACUCGCAUCCCGGUUUCGGCUGCUGGCUCUCCUCGGUCGAUAUCAACACUCAGCAAUCAUUUGAGCAGCUCACACCGCGUGCGGUUGCCGUUGUCGUCGAUCCUAUCCAGUCAGUGAAGGGCAAGGUUGUCAUUGACGCCUUCCGUCUCAUCCAGCCUCAGACGGUAGUCAUGGGCCAGGAGCCCCGCCAGACUACAUCAAACUUGGGUCACCUCAACAAGCCUUCGAUCCAGGCUCUGAUCCACGGUCUCAACCGCCAUUAUUACAGCAUUGCGAUUGACUACCGUAAGACGGGAUUGGAAGAGAACAUGUUGAUGAACCUUCACAAACACGUAUGGACCGAGGCCUUGGAGAUGAAUGACUUCCACGAGGAGGGCCAGCACAACGUGGAACGUAUGAAACAGCUUGUUCUUCUUGCAGAGGGCUACGAGAAGCGGAUCAAAGAAGAGACGGAGCUGAGCAAGGAUCAGCUGAAGACGAGAUACGUUGGCAAGGUUGAUCCCAAGAAGCACAUCGAGGACGUAAGUCAGCAGUUGAUUGAGGAUAACAUUGUCGCCGUCUCGCGGCAGAUGAUUGACAAGGAAGCUUCGGUGGCACGGCAAUCAUCCAAAGAAGACACAAACGGGGCUGCUAUGGAAGUUGAUGAAGAUCUCUAAAGAGGUAGAAAAGUGUGCCAAUCAAACCACUUUAAUUAUUUCUGAUUGGUUGGGCUUUAUGUUACCAAACCAG